AUGAUAAAUCGUGCAGUUUUGGAUCGUAUUAGAGGUGGAUAUAGAAUAUUUGUUGGCGAUUUGGGUAAUAGAGUUGGAAAAUAUGAACUAGAAAGAGAGUUUAAAUCAUUUGGACCCAUAACUGAUGUAUGGGUUGCGCGAAAUCCACCUGGAUUUGCUUUUUUGGUUUUCAAGUACCCAGAAGAUGCUGAAAGAGCAGUUAGGGAUCUUGAUGGCCGAAUGGUUUGUGGUCGAAGAGUCCGUGUAGAACAUGCCCGACCUUACCAAACAAGAAGACCCCGGGGAAAUCCCAGGAGAAGAGGCCCUGUUCCACCUGGAGGAUCUUGGCGCAGGGAUCAGUCAUACAGUCGUGCGUCGUCACUGUGCUAUGGCGCUCCUCCUACUCCGUCACACGUCUCCUCUGCACACUUUUCAAGGAGUCUGAAGGCCACCAACCCUAAACUUCUAUCAUACCAACAUGUGGAAAAUCAACCCAAUGCAGCUGUAAGGUCUAGUUCUGAUCGUUAUUCCAGGUCACGUUCUAGAGAAAGAAGCUAUUCAAGAUCCUACAGCCGUUCAAGAAGUCCAGAGAAGAUCCCCAGAUCAAGGGGUGGGCACAGUUCUUUGGACAUACCCAAAAGAGAGCGUUAUCAUGAUCGAUCUGAGAGCCACUCAAUGAGCCCGCCAAUCCUACGGCAAAGAUUAUUGCGUGAUAUGGAUGGCAUUGAAGGAAGUGGAAGACACUACUCUCCUCGUAGUAGGUCAAUAACUCCUGAUGAUGAUCGCAAGUAUUCAUCCCGUUCAAGAAAUGAUGUUGUUGAUGAUGACAGAGAUGACCAAUCUGAAAUAAGUGAACGGUCUCUUCCACCGAGAAAAGAAAAGCUGAAUAUAAAGAACAGCCAUUCACGUUCAUCCAGUUAUGAUGGUUCUGAUCUGGAGACUGGUGAAAUUAGUGAUCAUCCCAUUAGCAAGUCACAUAACAUGAAGCUAAACAGGUCACCAUCUCCAGAUAGAUGCCAUCAAAUGAUGCCUCUCUCUCACUCACAAGGUUCAGGAAUGUACAAUAGAUCUGAUAGUGAUGAUGACAAAUAG
Messenger RNA from Acanthosepion pharaonis, 1071 nucleotides. NCBI's taxonomy places the organism in Eukaryota, Metazoa, Mollusca, Cephalopoda, Sepiida, Sepiidae. The record is from the annotation of a GenBank genome assembly.